AGAGCAUCUAACUUUCUUAUAUUGUAGAUUUGCUCCCUCUUGUGCGUAUGCGCGAUUCCAAUUUUACGUGAACCGAGAACGAGAAGCAGACAUCAAAAGGAACAUAAUGGGUGAAGCAUUGUUCGAUCUCGAACAACUUCUCAUUUCCAAAAAGGAAAAAUUGACACCUCAGGAGGAAGGUAUUCUUCUAUCAUGCAAAGGUAAAGCUGUGAGGAAUUUCACUGCAAGUUCACUUCUUGGAGGUGCUGCUGUAUGGGCAGCAACUGGGAAACUCGGGAAAGCAUUUCGAGUAAACCUUUCAGCAGGAGCUGGUGCUUUCUGUGGACUGUGGAUAUUUAGUAGAUCCUUGUAUUCUUGUGCAGACCAUAUUCUUACACUCGAUGGCAGUAUAUUACAGAAGGAGUUAGCAAAUAUAAUGGUGACAAAGUACCAGAAUGAUCCUUCGCUAAUGAAGCUUAUAUCUAAGCAUUUUUAUUCGGAGAGGAUUUAUGAUGAUUCUACCUCUAAUACUCCUAAAUUACGAUGGCGGUACCGUAAUUUUUUUAGUGAUAAUGCAAUCAAUGGAAAGAGGACACAGGAUCAUAGCUCAUAUAAUACAUCCCAAGACAACUCUCACAAUGAUUCCUAUGAUGAAUCCCAAGGCAAGUCUGAAAAUAUCGCUGACAGCAAAAGAACAACUCGUGGGACCAAGCAAAUUUCCCAAGGCAAGUCUGAAAAUAUUACUGACAGCCAAAAAACAGCUCGUGGGACCAAGCAAACUUUUGUAAAUCCUGGUUCCGAUAUUAAGUCAGAGGUAGACCCUCUUGAUUGUCUUUUUGGUGGUGUUCCAGUGGAGGAGAUUCUUCAUCCUAAUACCACAAACAAACCAUCAGCGGCUCAUCAUCGAAGCCAUAGAAGAUAUCACCGUAGGCGUAAAAUGCGCGAUCUUGACGAUCUUUCAAAAUCAGUGCACGCAGCAGCUGCUUGAUGCAAAGACUUUAUGUAAAAUUUAUGCUUUUGUUUUUUUAGCAACAUUCAAUCUGAUCCGUUUCUGCUAUCGGUAUUACUAAACCGAAGAGGGUUCCUAGUGCCUUAAUAAUAUGAUAUUUGAAGUUGGUCUGUUUUAAACUAUAUGAUAUUUGACGAUAUGAUACAGAUUAUUGUGAACA
This is a messenger RNA of Vicia villosa (hairy vetch), 1148 nucleotides long. RefSeq lists its product as uncharacterized. Bases 107 to 967 code for a protein of 286 amino acids. NCBI's taxonomy places the organism in Eukaryota, Viridiplantae, Streptophyta, Magnoliopsida, Fabales, Fabaceae. The record is from RefSeq and is a predicted model, not a curated record. The transcript has 6 exons.